UAAGCAAGAUAAGAUAAAUCAAGAAAAUUCAUUGAUAAGUGCUUGAAAUGUAUGGCAAGUGUCAGUUUUUUGAAGACUGUUGCAAAGAACGUGUGUUUGGUGCCUGGCAGACAGAAAAAACUGGUGGAAAGCUCAGUCAAUUGCGGUUCGGAUACUUUAUAUUCAGCGUUGAAACUACACAAUAUUUCAUAUGCAAUAUGCUGCACUCAAAGCAAAACGUUAUUGAUCCAGAAACAACACCGCUUGUGGCGUACGAAAGCAGCAUCAAGUCUGGAACUCACGGUGAUGUGUACCAAAAGCAGUUAGCCCAACUUCUUUUGCUUAGACUGACACGAGAAGGGAAGGAUUUCAACUUGGCUUAUGAACUGACAUUCGCGGAUAAGUUUGAUGACGUGGUACUGUACGAUAAAGAAGCCAAGCAAUGGACUUUUAUACAAUCAAAACAUGCUGACAAAUAUUCAAGGAUAGAUCUCAAUGGAUUGCUUCCUAAUGCGAAUCGGGAGAAAGGGGAUUUCAAUUUGUACAAAUAUUUCACUUCGUACAUGUUAAUUCGAGACAGGUUCAAAGGCAAACUUAAUUUUCUGCUGUUUACCAAUAAGAAACUUGAUAACAAGUUGAAAACUGCAGUAGAUAAAAUAUCGAUCGACGAUCGAGGUGUAGACGAAUAUCUUCGCUUUACUUUUAAAGGGGCAACGCAGAAAGUUCUUACACCGACUGACACGACCAUUCAAUCAAUCAUGAAAUACACCAACGAAGAUUUUUAUUCCCUGGUGGACGCUCUUAAAGAACUUUUCACUACAGAAAUUAUUACGAACGAGUUACGGAAAUACAAAGCUUAUUUAAGUGAUAUUUUGCAGGAGUCGGGAAACAACCAUAUAAGUUUCCAAGAUGCCUUCAACGACUCAUUGAUUAUCAUUGCUGAAUUAUACAAAGUACUUCAACCAGAGCUACACAAUAUGAAACCAAUUGUUAAGCCACCAAAAUUCAACGUCAAUAAACCGAAAAAUGUGUAUGCAAGCUACCCACUAGUGGGAAGUCAGGAUUUCGACAACCUGAUUGCCGCCAUCAAAGAUCUUUUUCGUAGCGGAACUGUAUCUGCUCAUUUAAAGAAGUACGAAAAUCUUUUAGCUUUGAUUCUAACAACAACCGCGAAUGGUCAGCUGGUAUUCAAAGAUACAUUCAAUUGGGAUCUAAUUUGUAAAGCUGAACUGUAUCGAAAAUUGAAAACUGAGUUGAGUGACAUGAAUAAGAAGGUAAUUACGAAGGAGAAACUGUUCGAUGGAAAGGACAAAUCCCAUCCAGUAUUAUACGCUGAGGCAUCUGAUGUGAGAGAAUUUUUUGCGCUGCUCACAUUGUCAGUGCAUCAACCGAAUGAUCUAGAACCCUUCAUCGUCGAGGAAUUGCACUUGUGGAUGAGGCAGUGGCUGCGACCCGACGUUUUAGGUAAGCUAACCGAAGUCGAUGAUAAAAAUGCGGUGAGAGAUUUGGAUGAUUAUUUUGACGAAGCGCUUCAGUGCAAACAAGGUAAUUCCAAACCAUACUUAGGUCAAGAUUUUGUCACGCAGUAUUUCAACAGGUUACGGUUCAAAAUUGUAGAAAUGUAUCCGAUAUUGAAUGUAACCAAUCAGUUAUAUAUUAACAGAGUGAUUACUUUUGAAAAAGAGGAAAAAGAGAUGCACCAAUCAGAAUCCUUGGAAGCUCCUCAAUUUGAUGGAAAAAUGAUAUUUGAAGUAAAUCUCGGUUUUAGAAGAAUUGAUUCACAUAUUAAUAACACAAGCAUACCUGGGCUCGAAAUGACUAACAAUAAAUCCCAUGUUGUCAGAAUGAUAGCUAGUUCGAUUGCAGAAAAAAUGAAAUAUCGAAUACAUGAAAGGAUAUCGCUUCUUAAUGGAACAUACGAGGAAAUGUCAGAUAUGCAGUUUGUAGCAAAUCUAAAGCCUAUGUUUUCACAUAAUCGAUGUUUAGUUUUAACAGCGGAGCCUGGCAUAGGUAAAACUGAACUUCUCCACUAUGUUGCGCUAGAGUAUCAAAAACUCGGAUCAGGAGCAGUUUUCUUAUUUCACUUGAACAGAAUACAAGAUUCAAAGGACGUUUUAGGAAACGUUUCAUCAUUCGAUAUUCUCAAAUCUGCGUUAUCUCCAAAAAAUGUUGAACUCAUACAAAACGUUUUAAAUAAAAAAAAUGAUGAUCAAAUUACGAUGCUCUUUGAUGGGUAUGACGAAAUUCAUGAGAAAAAUCGAAACAAAAUAGACAAUCUACUUGAAUUAUUAAUAAAAUCAAAACAUAUUCAACUUGUUAUAAGUGCAAGAAGUCAUAAGAAAAAAUCUUUGCAGAACUUUUUUCAGAAACACAAUUUGAAUGUCAGAUACUUUUCAUUGGAGCCAUUUAGCAGUAAAAAUAUAUAUGAUUAUCUUGCACAAUCUUGGGAAGAAAAUGAAAUAUGUGAUGUUAAUCCAAAAUUUAAUACGUAUUCCAAAUUUCUAAUCGAAAAAUUUUAUAGCUUGUGCAGAGUUCCAUUAAUGACCAAAAUGGCCUCUGAAAUCUACAAAUCACGUUACGAGCUGUUCAAGGCAUUAAAUAUAAUCGACGAAGUAGGAGAAAUAAGUUAUUUAGAUAAAGAGUUUCUAGAAAUUGAGCAUAUCUAUAAAACAUUUAUAGAAAAAUGUUUGGAAGUAAAGACAGAGGAUGCCUGUGAUGGAAUUGGAAAAGUUGAUUUGCACAAACAAAUUUUGGAUGGGUUUUAUGUUGACCAUCAAUUACUGGCAAUUAAAUUUCUUGAUGUUGAUGAGCUCAAGUUUGUCAUAAAAAACCCCAAAAACAAGGAAACAUUGGAUAGAAUUCAAACUGAUCAUAAAGAACAGUUUGAAAAAUCCAUUCUUGUACAAUUUAUCGACGAUGAAGUGUUUUUCACCCAUUACUCAUACGCCGAGUAUUUUGUAGCGAACUAUCUUUGGGAGCAUUUUGACUAUGUGCAAAAGGCUAUUAAAAAAGUUUUGUCUUCUUUUCCGGGAAUAAGAAAAUUUUUUAUAAAAAUAAUUGAAAAAAAAGACAUUUCAUUCGUAUCAGAAAUCGAUGAAGAGGCGUCUUUUUUUUCUGAAGAAUUUGUCUUAUGGGCUUGUGAAAGUAAUGCUAUUGAAUUGUUGAAAUUUGUACUUUCAAAAAAAAACCAGCAUAGAAAGAAUGAGAAAGAAAUGCUCCAUAUUGCCAUUAUAAACGGAAGUGACAAAAUAUGCUCCUAUUUGAUAAAUUACUGUCAAGUGCAUCCCGAUGUUGAACUUGAUGGUGGAUAUGCUCCUUUACAUAUGGCCAUUCUAUUUAGUCAAAGACAUAUAGUUCAGCUACUGCUAGAAAAUGGCGCUGACAUUAAUAUUCGGAACGCAAAAUCGAAUUCUGUUACUCCCCUUCAUUUUGCAUGUCAAAACGGUCAUAAAGAGGUUGUGGAAAUAUUAAUUAGGAGAAACGCCAACAUUGACGCAUUGGAUAAAAAUAAUGUCACAUCCCUUCACUUAGCAUGCCUGAAUGGUCAUAAAGAGGUUGUGGAAAUAUUAGUUCAUGAAAAAGCCAACAUUGACGCAUUGGCUGAAAUGAAGUUCACACCUCUCCAUUUGGCUUGCUGUAAUGGCCAUAAAGAGGUUGUUGAAAUAUUAGUUAGGGAAAGUGCCAACAUUGACGCAUUGGCUGAAAAUAAGUACACACCUCUUCAUUUGGCAUGCGAGGAUGGCCAUAAGGAGGUUGUGGAAAUAUUAAUAAGGGAAAAAGCCAACAUUGACGCAUUGACUGAAAAUAAGUGCACACCUCUUCAUGUAGCAUGCGGUAAUGGCCAUAAAGAGGUUGUGGAAAUAUUAGCUAGGGAAAAAGCCAACAUUGACGCAGUGGCUGAAAAAAAGUUCACACCUCUCCAUUUAGCAUGUCAGUAUGGUCAUAAAGAGGUUGUGGAAAUAUUAAUAAGGGAAAAAGCCAACAUUGACGCAUUGACUGAAAAUAAGUGCACACCUCUUCAUGUAGCAUGCGGUAAUGGCCAUAAAGAGGUUGUGGAAAUAUUAGCUAGGGAAAAAGCCAACAUUGACGCAGUGGCUGAAAAAAAGUUCACACCUCUCCAUUUAGCAUGUCAGUAUGGUCAUAAAGAGGUUGUGGAAAUAUUAAUAAGGGAAAAAGCCAACAUUGCCGCAUUGGAUGAAAAAAAGUGCACACCUCUUCAUUUAGCAUGCAAGGAUGGCCAUAAGGAGGUUGUGGAAAUAUUAAUAAGGGAAAAAGCCAACAUUGCCGCAUUGGCUGAUAUAAAGUUCACACCUCUCCAUUUAGCAUGUCAGUAUGGUCAUAAAGAGGUUGUGGAAAUAUUAGUUAGGGAAAAAGCCAACAUUGCCGCAUUGGCUGAAAAAAGUGCACACCUCUCCAUUUAGCAUGUCAGUGUGGUCAUAAAGAGGUUGUGGAAAUAUUGAUUAGGGAAAAAGCCAACAUUGACGCAUUGACUGAAAAUAAGUGCACACCUCUUCAUGUAGCAUGCGAUAAUGGCCAUAAAGAGGUUGUGGAAAUAUUAGUUAGGGAAAAAGCCAACAUUGCCGCAUUGACUGAAAAAAAGUGCACACCUCUUCAUU
Aedes albopictus (Asian tiger mosquito) is the source of this 4595-nucleotide messenger RNA. RefSeq lists its product as uncharacterized. The transcript is spliced from 2 exons. Gene Ontology annotation, cellular component: nucleus. Gene Ontology annotation, biological process: positive regulation of transcription by RNA polymerase II. Gene Ontology annotation, molecular function: transcription cis-regulatory region binding; protein binding. The record is from RefSeq and is a predicted model, not a curated record. Bases 48 to 4400 code for a protein of 1450 amino acids. Lineage: Eukaryota; Metazoa; Arthropoda; Insecta; Diptera; Culicidae.